ACAGCAAGUGGUUGUUGUAAAUAUAAUACACAAUUAAUAUCUAACGUUGUGUUAAAAGAAUGGAGUUCGAGAGCGUACAGCGUUUUCCACCAAGUGAAGAUAAAUGGAAUGAAAGUUCGUCAGACGAAGAACCUUACGGAGGUGGCCAAUAUGAUGAUUUUGAAGAUCUUUUUAGCAACGAAACUGAGUCUGUCCAAAAUGAAUCUGACGAGUCAGAGAUAGGAAUGUACUUGGAGAUGGAGCCAGGCACGCAGAAGGAAGUUGCUCAGUUGAUCGUCUUACGUCGUCAUCUUGAUUCACUGCAAGAACAACUUUCAGAAAAAGAGUUUUUGGUGAUGAAGUCAAGGGAGGAGCUAGCAGCAUGUAGGACGCGCACCAAGGCGUUGGAAAUUGAGUUAAAUGAAGUUCUGAACGAGAUUAAACAAUCGCUGGAAAGUGAGAAUGUCGCUUCAUAUCAUCGUCUCGUGUCACAGAAAGCUAAACUUGAAACGGAAAUUGAAUCUGACAAGAAAUUAGAAAUUGAAAUAAAUAAUAAUCUUCAAGAAUCUGAACUUAAUUUAUCCCGGGUUGAAAUUGAGCAGCGUCAUUAUGUUGAACUCGCUGAGCAAGUCGUUGCUAAGGAGGAAAGGGUGAAUCAGCAUAAAAUGAAGAUGGCAAAAUAUCGACUCGGCAAAGAAAGGAAGGCCGCCAUCUUGGAAAAACGGAAGUGGAAAAAUGCUGAAAGAGAACUUACUGACCUCAUAAAAGCAAGAGAGUUUGCACAUGAGAAAGCACUAGAGGCCGCUAUAGAGAAUCAGAAAAAAGCUCGAAAAUUUCUCAAACAAAGUUUAAGCCGUGUUCGUGAUAAAGAACAAACACAAGUGGAAAAUGAAGUUGCGAAUAUUGGGGGGAGAGUGAAGAGUAUUAUUUCAUUAAAGGAAAGCAUCAACUCAAACAGGGAGAAUCUUAAAGCACUGCAGGCCCGAGAUGCUGCGUUCAAAAAGCAGCGUGAAACAUCAGAACUACUGGAGCGGAACCAAGUUUUAAGAGAAGGAGGAAACCCACAACAAGUCUUGCUUCGAAGGAAGAAAAAGGAAGAAUUUGAAAAAAAUAAAAUAUCUUUCAAAACUCAGCAAACAACGAAUCGAAUGAAAAUCGUUUCAACAAUUUUGAAAGAAGAGGAAAAUAUUGAACGUAGGAAGAAGCAACAGCCCCAACUCUGGUCAACCAAACACACAGAGAAGUUAAAGGAAAUCCAACCACUGAAGAAACCAUCCAUACAUACUAAGAUAGAACUAACUGAGGAUAAUGAACCGAUAUUUCUUCAACAAACUAAGUAUUUGCAACAAACGCCGCGCGAGGAUGUUCAGAGAGAAGUGGACUCUGUAUCGUCAUCUAGUGGUCAAGAUAUUUCUCAAUCUCCGUCAACGUUGGCUCUUCGGAAGACAACAAUGGUUGCCAACGACAACGAGGAAGAAGAUCUUGCUCAACCUGAGUUCCAGGGAAUGUGGGAUCAAAAACAUAAAGUUUAUAAGGUUCCAAAAGAAGACGUCACUUUAAAACCAACAGGGGGGACAAAGAUGGAGCAUGAUAUAAUGAAACGUACGCUGGCAAAACAUAAAGAUGGUAUAAUAGUCCAGCAGGUGGCAGCAGGGAGAGAGUUCAAAGGUCGACCAUUCAACAGUAAACCAGAGGUCAUCCACUUUAAGGAUCUUGAUGUCGGGCGAGUUUACAAGAAAAAGAUCACGAUCACCAAUGUUUCGUACAGCAUCAACUUUUGCAAGUUAUGUGGAUUAUCUGAACAUUUAAAAGAUUUUAUCAAAAUUGAUUUCGAACCCCCUGGACAAAUGUCAGCUGGAAUGUCAUGUGACAUGUUUGUUACUUUUAAACCAAUGAUAAACGAAGAUUUGAUCGGUGAAGUUUUUUUUCUCGCACAAACUGGACCUUUCUCCAUUCCUCUCAAAUGCACAACCAAGAAAUGUGAUCUUUCUGUUGAUGUUGAGUCGAUAAACUUUGGAACUCAAGUUGUCGGCGAAACGAUUCGCCGCUCGGUGGUGCUACAGAACAAAGGAGCGCUCGGGUCAAGAUUCGAUUUUCAGAAAAUUCCGGAAAAUCCAGCAACGACGUACACCCUGGAGACCUCACUUGGAAGAUUGACAACAGCAGAGACACCAGGGAUGACACCAAAUGAUGUUUCAGAACGGUUGAAGACGAGCACCACUAUUCCAUUGAACACCGCACUCAAGUCAAGGAGGACUCAACAAAGUGAACGUUUAACAGACAAUCCACAAACUGCUGAAACUUUGGGGAAAAUGACGGAAUUUCCGAUUCAAGGUGAUGAAGAAUAUGAAGAACAACAUGGAGAUUACAGAGACGAAGGAGAUGAGAUAACGUUUGUUACCCCGGCAACCGAAUAUCAGGCAGUUCCUGAUGAACUCAAAGUUGGGGAGAUAAUGAGUGGUGAAAUUGAACCGUUCUCAUCAAUCAAACUCGACAUAAUAUUUGCCCCAUGCAUUCCUGGAGAUAUACAAGCUAACUUCCGUAUUUCAUUCACUGACGCAGAGUCACAGCCGCUUCUGAUCAAAACAAAAGCGGUUGCCAUUGAUGUCCCUGUGUGGUUGGAACGCCAGAAUGUGGAUUUGAAAGUUUGCAUGUAUGACAGGUUGUACCAAGAGCAGAUAGUAGUUCAUAACAGAGCGAGCACUGCGCUUCGUUUAAACUUUGAAGUUCCCAAGGAAUUGCGUAAUCACAUGGAGUUGUUGCCGAAGACAGGAUACAUACAAGCCAAGCAAACAUUUACCGCUCAACUCAAGUUUCUACCAAGACAAACCCUGGCAGAGGACAGCGGAGGUUUGUUUGACAUCGAGACAGGGAUCGUUGAAGCACCAAUGGUGAUACGAGUUGCUGAUCAAACUCGUCCCGUUCCUUUCGUCAUAAACGCCGUUGUGACAUCAUCAGAUCUUGAAUUUGAUCGACCGAGUGUAGACUUUGGUUGCUGUGGAAUCCACGAGUCGGUUGUUUCAACUGUAAAGUUGACAAAUCAUUCAAUUCUCCCCCAGUUGUUCGGUUUUGUUGGAAUUCCUGAGUACGUUGAUAUUCAACCCAAUGAUGGAUUCGGGACAAUCUUACCGCUUGAAACAAUUGACAUAGACAUCAUAAUCAACGCUAAGCGUGCUCGUGAUUAUGACUUCACACUCCUGUGUAAAUCUGGGAUAAAUAGGGAAUUCCCGCUCCAUUGUCGAGCAGUGGGGGUUCACCCACCACUGGAGCUGAGUCAUCAGGUCAUCAACUUUGCCGCAACAGCUUUGGACGAUGUUUCCACCUCAACCUUCCAUGUUGUUAACUCUCAUAUCAGUUCAAAUGAGUUUACACACCCUGUGCCUAGGAUUGGUAAAGGGGAAAUAGCAAAAGUUGGUCCCACUUCAUUUGAAUUUAUGGUCCCAGAUAAUAUCCCAAUAUCUAUUACACCUUCAGUAGGAACGGUUCAACCAGGGGAGAAAUGUCACAUAACUGUGGAGUUUUCCCCCAAACUUCAUGAAUAUGAUGUCAGAAAAGAAGCUGUGCGUGUCAUAGAGAGCAUGAGGGAGGAGAAAGCGAAAGAGCAAGAGGAGAAGAGAAUAAGAGAAGCGGAGGAACUCGCUAAAAAGCAAUUAGAAGAAGAAAAACAGCCAAAAGGGAAGAAAACGCCCAAAACUCCGGCAAAACCCAAAACUGGAGAAUCUGCUCCGAAAUCUGGUAAAAGUUCGGCAAAAUCUUCGGAACAAGCGAGUGACGCACCUCUUCCUACACCAGAGGAAAUUGAUGAUAAGUCAAAAGCAUACAAAGCAGCUCAUGCGUUCCUAACACGCAAUUAUCCUGGUUCAUUUCAAACUUUUAUCAUUCCAUGCCUCGUGGCUUCCGGGUCGUGCUCGGAUGAUGAUUUGUCGCUGAAAUACAACACUGCAAACACAUUAUACCUUGAAGUCCAUUGUCCUGUCAUAAAACCUCCCGUUGUCAUAAUAUCCAACCAAGGGCACAGCCUCACUGACUUUGGACAAGUUUCUAUCGGACAAAACGCGAUUAAACCAAUCAGUAUUCAGAACAUAUCUGAAAACUCAGUAGAGCUUAAAGUUUCCGUCCUUGAUACAAGUGGGCCGUUCCAAAUGUUGAACGCACUCCGAACGUUAAAACCCGAUGAAACACACACCAUACUUGUCUCUUUCACACCAAAUAUGGGCAAAGUGUUUUACGAAGUGUUGAAGAUAAUCGGCCCGUCGUCUGAGCUCGACGUUUGUCUCACAGGUCACGGGGUCACCCCGGUCAUUAAACUUGUUCCGAAUCAACGAUUCCUCGACCUAGGUCAUGUGAUCACGGGGGAAACCUCAUCAACUGCUUUCACGCUGGAAAACCAGUCGUCAUUAGCGAUUAAAUACAGCAUUCGAUUGGACAGUGGUUCAUUAUUACGACAUCAUAAUCUGCAACAAUUACCUGAUUUUAUAUCAAGAAGUGGUGAUGAAAGAAAAGCUUUAGUUGGUCCUCAAAAUCACAACGGUUCAGCCGUAUUUGAUUGCGUACCGUGUGAAGGCAACAUCAGUACUGGUGAAUCUCACGAGAUAAACGUCACGUUCCAGCCAGAUCAACCAAGCACUAAGUUUUCAGACGGCGCAAGGAUAAUAUUAUUUAAUACGGAAGAAGCUCAUGUGAUUGAACUACGAGGUAAAGCUCACGAUCACAUGAUGUUUAUUGAGGGGAAUGAUCCACUAGACGUCCCUGUUGAGUCGCUGACAUCGGACGGGGGAAACAAAGAUACAAACGGAGAUGCAAUCGUCCCGAUGAAAAAUAUUCUGCUUUCCUUCAUGAGCCAUGUGUCAGAGAAAGGGUUUUCCCCUGCACAGAGAAAGCUUGACAUUGGUUGUGUCAAAAGCAUCGCGUUUGCUGCAAGGAAGAACGGUGAAUGGUCAGUGGAUAAUAUUCAAUCGGCUCAGAACGCCGGUUUCAGCAUCGAACCUCUCAAAUCAACUGUUGAUGUUGAUUCAACAAAACCAAUACAAUUUACUUGGACUCCUCCAGAGAACCAUGACCCGAAUGUCCCGGUCACUACGUCAGUGUUGCUGACGUUGAAAGGUGACGUCACACUCAACUACAACGUCAUACUAUCCGGCCUCGUUUCGUUCAAAUGACGUCAUCAGCUAUGACGUCACCGCAUGCUUAUUGAUUUAUGUAGCAACUAUAUUUUUCUAAAUAAACAAAACAAAGAUAAGUUACUUUCUAAAA
Ciona intestinalis (vase tunicate) is the source of this 5232-nucleotide messenger RNA. The record is from RefSeq and is a predicted model, not a curated record. Lineage: Eukaryota; Metazoa; Chordata; Ascidiacea; Phlebobranchia; Cionidae.